UUGGUGCGCAAUGCGGGGCGGUCCUAUCGUGGGCGGUUUAGUAAAAGAGGGCUGAGAAAGGCAUCGUGUCUUCGAAAAAGACGCAAACAACUUUGAACAAGAUGGCUUUAGAGAUCUAUCUAGAUCUUUUCUCCCAACCCUGUCGUUCCGUGUACAUCUUCGCCAAAAAGAAUAACAUCCCUUUCGAAUUCAAAAAGAUUUCUCUGCUCGAAGGGCAGCAGUAUGGAGAGGACUUUGGUAAAAUCAACAUGAUGAGAAAAGCACCAGCCAUCCGCGACGGUGACUUCUGUCUGGCAGAGAGCGUGGCCAUCAUGCAGUAUCUGGCUGAGAAGUUCCAGACCCCGGCUCACUGGUACCCCUCUGACCUGCAGCAGCGGGCUAGGGUCAAUGAGUACCUGUCCUGGCAGCACAUGGCCAUCCGAAUGCACGGCUCCAAGAUCUUCUGGCUGCGGCUCCUGAUUCCUAAAAUCAUGGGGGUGGAGGUCCCUCAGGACAAAAUGGACGGCGCGCUGGAGGACCUGAACGGAUCGCUGAAGCUGGUGGAGGAUAAAUUCCUCCAGGAUCGGCCCUUCAUCGCUGGAGAGCAGGUCUCGCUGGCCGACCUGGUCGCCAUCGUGGAGAUCAUGCAGCCGGUAGGUUCUGGUCUGGACGUGUUUGAGUCCCGUCCCAGACUCGCAGCCUGGCGCGAGAGGGUUCGGGUCGCCGUGGGAACAGAGCUGUUUGACGAGGCCCAUAAAGACAUCCUGGCAGCGCAGGAGAUGGUGAAAAACAUGGACGCCAGCAAGAUGCAAGUCUUCAAGCCGAAGAUCCUGAAGCUUUUUUUGUAACCUCAGGAUAUGUUGGUGGUACCCCAGUAAUGUGGUUUCAGGCCAUUUGAAGUUCACUUGUGUCACACAGUUUCAGCUGUAGUAGGUGGGGGGGGGUGAUGAUACUGUGGUCACAUGUUGCACACUGAGGAUGUUACCCAGCAGUCACUCUGUUCCUGACCAGAUCAAUUUCUGGUAUUCAUUCCAUUAUAAGCUUUUGUAUGGUAACGUCCCUCCUUAAAACUAUUUGGAAAUGUAGGCUAAAUAUUGCAAACAAUAAAAAGACUACUGCCAUCUCAAA
Messenger RNA from Gadus macrocephalus (Pacific cod), 1107 nucleotides. It is a transcript of the gene gstt1b, whose product is annotated as glutathione S-transferase theta 1b. Gene Ontology annotation, molecular function: glutathione transferase activity. Gene Ontology annotation, biological process: glutathione metabolic process. NCBI's taxonomy places the organism in Eukaryota, Metazoa, Chordata, Actinopteri, Gadiformes, Gadidae. The coding region runs from base 102 to 827 and encodes 241 amino acids. The transcript is spliced from 5 exons. The record is from RefSeq and is a predicted model, not a curated record. Gene Ontology annotation, cellular component: cytoplasm.